Messenger RNA from Trichogramma pretiosum, 1218 nucleotides. Its product is annotated as zinc finger and BTB domain-containing protein 41-like. Gene Ontology annotation, cellular component: nucleus. Gene Ontology annotation, biological process: regulation of gene expression. The transcript has 3 exons. NCBI's taxonomy places the organism in Eukaryota, Metazoa, Arthropoda, Insecta, Hymenoptera, Trichogrammatidae. The record is from RefSeq and is a predicted model, not a curated record. Bases 1 to 1218 code for a protein of 405 amino acids.
AUGGGGAAGGAAGGAAAAGUAGAAGCUGCCCCCGCGACCGACGUCGGUGUGCUCUCUAGCCCUUAUCUCCGAGUGAAAGAGGAGCCUUGUGAUGCACCAAUCAUUGAAAAUAAUAAUGAAAUGAUUGACGAGAAGCCCGAUCUUAAGAACAUCCAACUCUUACCACGUCUGCCAGAAAAUUCAAUGCCUAACGCUCGGAAAUGUGAAGGAAAUCAUGAUAUUGUACGCGAUGAUAAAUUGAAAAUAGUUUUUGAAUGCCAAGACGUCAAGCCCAACAUUAAUUUAUCAGCAGUUCAGAAAAUUGAAGAUGAUUCGCGAGAUAUCGAAUAUAGUGAUGGUUGUAAAACUAAAAACAAAAUUAAAAUAGAGCCUGCAGUGGUAGUAAAACAAGAAAUCAUGGAUGAUGCUGCAGAUAGAUCGAAUUUGAAUUUCAACCCUAUAAUUGUCGAACAAAAUAUAAAAAGAAGAAUUACAAAAAAUCUUAACGAAGAUCAUGACCUCAAAAAACACAAGGGUGCGGUGCAUAGCGAUACAACCCUAGCAUGUGAAAUAUGUGCAAAGAAAUAUUCAAAUAAGUAUAAUCUUAAAAUCCACAUCGAGUCGGUGCAUAGUGGAAUCACUUACGAAUGUGAUAUAUGCCAAAAGGCAUCCUCAAGUAAGAGUAAUCUCAAAAAACACAUCGAUUCAGUACACAAUAGAGUCACAUAUGCAUGUGAUUUAUGCGGAAAGAAGUUCUCAGAGAAUGGUAGUCUUAAAAAACACAUCGAUACCGCACACAAUGGUGUUAGACAUGCAUGUGAUAUUUGCGGCAAAUCAUUUACUCAAAAAGUUGGUCUCAAAAAACACGUCGAUGGAAAACAUAAUGGUGUCAAACUUGAAUGUGAUGUUUGCAGAAAGUCAUUUUCACUUAAAACUAAUCUCAAAACCCACAUCGAUUCCGUGCACAAUCGGGUCACAUGUGUAUGUGAUGUAUGCGGAAAGAUAUUUACAAGAAAAGAUCAUCUUAAAACCCACAUCGAGUCAGUGCAUCAUAAAAUCACGCAUGCUUGUGAUUUAUGUCAAAAAAGAUACUCAGACAAGCGUAAUCUCAGAAAACACGUCGAUUGGAAACAUAAUGGUGUCAAACAUGAGUGUGAUUUAUGCGGGGAAAAAUUCACAACGAAAUCUUAUCUCAAAGAUCACAUUGAUUCGCUACAUAAUGAUCACACUUACAUGUGA